CACAGUGAGUACAGCACGCACACGCAGGAAACGCACGCACUCAGGCCUGAUCGGGUUCCAAGGCCACACAUUCCCUAAAUGAGGAACGCUGCUAACUACCGGGGUGGCUUUUUGUGCUUCCUCGGAAUUCCCAAAGCCUGGAUUGAAAUUUCAAACACCCGAUGACAACUCUGGCUCAAGCGAGGACGUCAUGGCCAAGGUGUAUGGAAUCUAUGUGGGAAUACUAACAGGGCUGGCCUUGUGCGAAUGGUCCUUGGCCGGCUGGAACGACACCAGUGAAGCUGUCAAUCAAACGGAGGCCCCCUGCCAUCGCCAUGGCAACAGAGGCAACUGCACAGUACCCAGUACGGGACAGUGGAAUGGACACUUCACCAAAUGUCCACAAGAAUUCUACCACUACUGCAUCCACGGGGAGUGUCGCUUUAUUAAAGAUCAGAAGGCGCCGUCCUGCAGGUGUCAGCGUGGCUACAUUGGCUCCAGAUGUGAGUACGUGGACCUGGACUGGCGGAGAGGAGAGAGGCAUCAGAUGAUCAUCAUCUGCGUCAUUGCGGCACUCGUGGUCCUCCUUCUUCUCAUUGUGUUCAUCUUUGUCUGUUCACAUCGCAGGUUCAGAAUUUGCCGGAAGAGGGGACGGCAGCGGGAGGAACCAAGGAACGGGAUGGAGAAACUCCAUAUGAUGGAUACGCAUGCACAUCCCGUAACACCAGACUCAGUGGAGCCUUUAAACUACAAUGACGUAUGACAGCAGUGUUUGUGCGUGGCUUAUGUGUCUGAGGACACUUCAGAUGUUGUCCUGUCGGAUGCAGAGGGGUACCGAUCGAGGUCCGUCCCUCUGGGCUGGUCAGAACUGAAUCCUUCCUAAUGGGGAGACAUUUCUGUACAUGCUCGAAGACAUCAAACAGGAAGCCUAAACAAACCAGAGUCCUUGAGGUAGAGAACCAAGAAGAUACUUUGUUCGAUUUAUGAUAACGACAAGCCAGAGAUUAUCGUUCACUGGAACACGCUGUACUUGUUGAGGAGCUACUGACGGUUAUGUCCUCUUGAGAGCCGCCAACUGUGGAUUGUUGUGCCGCAAAAUCAAUAUUUUCCAUCAUUUCACUUUAUCCACAGCACCUUCCUGCGUAUCCUUUGAACUGUACCAAGGAUAUAGUUAUUGGUCAACAUUAGGAAUGCAAAAAGGUCCUUGGCAACCAAUAAGAUGUUCGACCAAUUCCUAUACCCACGCUUUACCUUUCCAUAACCCUAAACUUUAACACGAACGCUAAGCCUAUCCAAGUCCCGAUACCGUAAAUCUAAAGUCAAACACUAAACACUAACCUUAAAUGCAGGUUGAAUAUUUUGUAAAACCAUUUAUGGUUUCUAUUUAAGUGUUACACCACAUGACAUGUUUAUUUUUUUGGGGGGGGGGGGGGGGGGGGGGGGUUGUGUUUGUAAAAGAUUGUGGACUCUAAAAUCCAAAGGAGGAGGACAAGGAGGACUUGUUAGUGUAUAUUUGGACACAGGCAGCUUCCGGGCCCGAACAACCCAGCCAGUGUGUGACGGAGGAGAAAGUUGUCUGCUGUUGGUGAAGCCUGCUCGCAUUUAUUUAAGUCUAAUUUGCGUCCAUUAAACUGUAUAUGUGUCA
Phycodurus eques (leafy seadragon) is the source of this 1624-nucleotide messenger RNA. It is a transcript of the gene btc, whose product is annotated as betacellulin, epidermal growth factor family member. Lineage: Eukaryota; Metazoa; Chordata; Actinopteri; Syngnathiformes; Syngnathidae. Gene Ontology annotation, biological process: positive regulation of cell population proliferation; positive regulation of mitotic nuclear division; epidermal growth factor receptor signaling pathway. Bases 191 to 742 code for a protein of 183 amino acids. The record is from RefSeq and is a predicted model, not a curated record. The transcript is spliced from 5 exons.